Molecule: messenger RNA, 2258 nt
Organism: Mugil cephalus (flathead mullet)
Lineage: Eukaryota; Metazoa; Chordata; Actinopteri; Mugiliformes; Mugilidae
Gene: dnajc27
Product: DnaJ (Hsp40) homolog, subfamily C, member 27
Exons: 7
Coding region: 146-967 (273 amino acids)
Molecular function (GO): GTP binding; GTPase activity
Source: RefSeq, a predicted model, not a curated record
CAGAAUGCUUCAGGGUCGAUACCGGCUAGCCUGGGUGCUAACGGCUAGUUAGCCUCGUUAGCAUCGCUCCCAACAACAACAACAACAACAGGGAACGUCCCCGCACACUUUCACCGCAAUAAACCGCGAAAAGGAAAAGGUCCCGAUGGAAACGAAUGCGCCGAAGAGACGAGACAACAAGAAGUCGCUGCGGGUGAAGGUGAUCAGCCUCGGGAACGCCGAGGUGGGGAAGAGCUGCAUCAUCAAACGUUACUGCGAGAAGAGGUUCGUUCCCAAGUAUCUGGCCACGAUCGGCAUCGACUAUGGAGUCACCAAAGUCCAGGUUCGAGACCGAGAAAUCAAAGUGAACAUCUUCGACAUGGCCGGCCAUCCCUUCUUCUAUGAGGUGCGUAACGAGUUCUACAAGGACAGCCAGGGGGUGGUGCUGGUCUACGACGUGGGCCUCAGGGAGAGCUUCGACGCCCUGGACAGCUGGCUGGGAGAGAUGAAGCAGGAAAUGGGCUCUCAAGCUAACAUGGAUAGCAUCGUGUUCGUCGUAUGUGCUAACAAGGUGGACCUGACGAAGCGGCGCGUGGUGGACGAGGGCGAGGGUCGUCUGUGGGCGGAGUCCCGGGGUUUCCACUACUUUGAGACGUCCGCUCAGAGCGGCGAGGGCAUCAGCGAGAUGUUUCAGGCCUUCUUCUCCUCCAUCACCGACAUGUGCGAAAAUGGCGGAAAGCGUCCGGUGUCGGAGGUUAGCGUCGGCUUCACCAAAGAACAGGCCGACACCAUCCGACGCAUCCGCAGCAGCAAGGACUCAUGGGAUAUGUUGGGCGUGAAGCCCGGCGCCACACGGGAGGAAGUGAACAAGGCGUACAGGAAGUUGGCCGUCCUGCUGCACCCGGACAAGUGUGUGGCUCCCGGCAGCGAGGACGCCUUCAAGGCGGUGGUCAACGCUCGGACGUCGCUGCUGAAGAACAUUAAAUAACACAACGGAACGGAAAUUUAUAUUUAUUUAACGUAUUUAACCUAUCGUGUGCCAUGUUGCUCGCCUCAGUGCUAACGAAGCUAACGAAGCUAACGACUGGCUCCAACCAGUCCCAACUUAUUUAUUUGUCUCAGUUGAGUCCAAAUUAAAAACGUGUUUACAGAUUUUAAGGCGCGACGUUGGCGUUUAAACGUAAUAAUAAUAUAAAGGUCUGAAGUUCUACUGCAUGUUGAAUAUGAAACAUAAAAAACUCUCCAUGUGACCAAACCUGCCAGGAAGAGGAACCCACUUUAAUCGCUGCUUAGUUCCCUCCAACUGUGGAAGACAAUUUAAGAUCCAUACGAGUUAGUUCCCUAAAACUUCUGUUUCUUAGUUCAGCAGUUAACUCUCUUUCAUUUGUUCCCUGACAUUUUAAUUUGGCUGCACUUGCUCUACGUUAUUCACACGACUGUGAGUAGUUCCCUUAAACUUCUGUUCCACAUCGUUAGUGCUGUAUUUAAUUAGUUCCCUUCAUUUGAAACGUCUCUGACGCUAAAACAUCCUGAAGCUGUUCAUUAGUUCCCUGACAUUUUCAUGUGGUUUUCUUUUGAUUCCACGUUGCUUGUUCCCUCAAACCUCUGUCUUUAUUGUGGAACUUAUUUGGUUCUUAUUUGGUUCCCUUCAUCUGAGACGUCUCUGAAGUCUCUUGUUCCUUUACAUUUUACAUUUAUUCAUCCCACUUUUUAUCUGUUCCCUCAACUUUCUUUUUCACUUUUGUUGCCUUGUAUUUAUUUCAAUAGUUCCCUUAAAACUUCUGUUUCUUCUUGUCGUUCCUUUAAUUAGUUCCCUCUGUUUUAACGACAUGUUCCCUUAUGUUUUAAUGUGACUGUAUUUACUCUGUUCCUAGUUCCCUCACAUUUCUGUUCCACACCGUUCGUGCUGUAUUUAUCAUUUCUUCAUUUGAAACGACUCUGAAGUCAUUUGUGUCCUAAAGCAUUUGUUCCCUAUGUUUUCAUUUGGGUUCUUAUUUCUACGUCACCUGUUCCUUUAACGUUCUGUUUCUCAUGUCACAUCUCGUUCUCCGACAUCUUUCUUCAAACUGUUCCCUGAAUUAUUCGAAACGACCCAGAUGCGGAUUUGAGUCGUGUGAUGUCACCGUCUCGUUUUAAUUAGUUCCCUCGUUAACUGAUUAGCACCUGAGCUUUCGCAGAACGUUUACAUGAUGAUGAAGGUUCCUGGUUCUCAUGAGGAUGUGAUCAUAUUUUCUAUUUUUACAUACGUGUGUCUGAAGAAAUAAAAAGUUUCCACUCGA